Molecule: messenger RNA, 957 nt
Organism: Tetrahymena thermophila SB210
Lineage: Eukaryota; Ciliophora; Oligohymenophorea; Hymenostomatida; Tetrahymenidae
Exons: 5
Source: RefSeq, a predicted model, not a curated record
AUGGAAAUCGAACAAUCAGCAGCUUACGAAGAAUUAGUUAAGAAUUAUUAAAGAGACAUUAAUUGUCUUGUUGAUGAUGAUAGAAAUCUUCGUAAGAAAGGUUUAACAACUAUUCUUAAAUAGACAUUUGCAGCUUCUACUCCAACAAGAGAAUUACUUUAAUUCUUUUAGAUAAAUGUUUUAAAAAAUUUACUUAGAACAAUCGAUGACUAGAUUGAAAAGAAUAGAGAACUUGCAUAAAACAUAAUUUAAUAAUUUUGCAUUAGAUCAAAGGAAAGCGUAGAUUUAGUUGAUAAAGAAGUUACUUAAUAGAUUUUAUAGAAGCUUUGCUCAAGAGUAAACACUAUUCCAUAUGCAGAAUAAAGUGAAGAAAUCAGACUUUUAAUAACUCAAAAUAUGAUAGAAUUAGUCAAAUUAUUUUCAUAGCAUUUCGUACCUAUUGUAGGAGAUUUUGCAGUAGCUGUUUCUCGUUUAUUAUAAGACUAAUAUCCAGAAGUUAAAAAAACAGGUGCAACUUUAGUCGAAGAGUGUUCCAAGCAAUUAAAAUAAUAUAUAGGACAUCAUGGUCUUUAAAUAGCUAAAUCCUUAGCUAAAAACUUUGAACAUUAGCACUCAAAAGUUCGUAAAGUGACAAUUUAAGCUUUAACUACUUUCUUAUUGUGUGAAGGUGCUGGUUGUUUGUAUGAGCAUGUAAAUGCUAGCUACAAUAAGGUCAUUAAUGAUAAAAUUAAUGAAGUACGUAAAACUGCAUAUGAAUCUGUUGCUUAGCUUCUAAAUUCAUUUUCCGUUCCUAAUUUGAGAAAUUUUGAAAGUGAUCUUGUCCUCCUUUUACUUAACAGUCUCUCUGACGAAGUCCAAGAAAAUAUCCAACUGGGAUAAAAAUUAAUAGAAGAGUGCGGUAUGAGCAGGAUGCGUCUCGCUAUUGAAAAUAACGAAAAAGUUGACUAAUAUAUUUGA